Messenger RNA from Botrytis sinoallii, 828 nucleotides. RefSeq lists its product as uncharacterized. The transcript has 3 exons. The record is from RefSeq and is a predicted model, not a curated record. Bases 1 to 828 code for a protein of 275 amino acids. Lineage: Eukaryota; Fungi; Ascomycota; Leotiomycetes; Helotiales; Sclerotiniaceae.
AUGUCCAACAAAUACGAUGUCCACCACACAUUCGACAGCCGAGAAGAAUACCAGCGCCCCAUCACCAGCGCCGACAUAAGCGACUACAUCCCCCUGCAACCCGGCCGCGAAAAUAUAAACGAACCCACCCCCUUCGACGUACUCAACUGGCUCUCCGUCUUCUACGGCCAGAAAGUUCCUCCGCUGCCCGUGAUUCGCGCGCGGGAUCUCGAAGAAGUUCCCGAUCAGCGACUCCAGGAGACAUUGGAGGAGUAUCAGCUUUUUACCCCGACGGUGCGGGGCGUAAAGUUAAAUCCCUUUACCGAGAUUGGCAUUGAGGGGUUUCCGUUGAUUGAGGAUACGAGGUUUAAUAUCGUGCGCAGCUAUCCGGCCGAUGAACAGUAUCAGGGUCCGCAUAAUUUGAUUUGGUUGGUGUCGAAUUCGUAUUGGAGAGCGGUGGCCUGGGCCAUCUACGGCAACUGGGAACUCUGGCCGCAUAGCGCCUCGGGAUUCCCUACUGCGCGAUUCGACACGACGACAUCCAGCAGAUCACCGCCGACAUCUACGGCAUCUUCCUCGUUCAUAUUCACAUGUCGACCCGCCGGCCAAGCAUUAAACAUCCCCGGCUUCGGCAGCGACCAAAAUCCACGACACUUUGCGGCCGACCAUCCGCGGGGAGUUCAACCGCCCGCACAAAUUCAUCCGGCUCUCCAUCGGCACCGUGCCCGAGAAAUACAGACAGUAUCCCGACGCGAACCUGCUGCCCCUCUGGCAGAUGUACGAGCCAAUGAUGCUCAACAUGCCGAAUUUGCACCACUCGGAUUUCAAAUACAUACGUCCGACAUAUGA